AUGGUGCCUUCGCGUUUAGACAGUGUCACAGGCCCUAUUACCUCAGGAAGGAUGCAGGACGAAGACUGCCUUCAUCUUACGGUGACUGCAUCAGUUGAGGCACUCACAGAUGGAAAAAAGCGGCCUGUAAUGGUGUUCCUACACGGAGGAGCAUAUGUCUCUGGUGGUGGAGACCUUGAUGCAUAUUCACCCGUCGGACUCGCACAACGCGGUCUCGUCAUGGUCAACAUCACACAUCGGCUUGGACUCUUUGGAUACCUACCCAUUCAUGAUAGAGCCCCUGCAAACCUCGGACUCUAUGAUCAAAUCAUGGCGCUAGAAUGGAUCCAGGGCAACAUUGCUGAUUUUGGAGGAGACCCAAAUCGCGUUACUCUUUUUGGGGAGUCUGCUGGCGCGGAUUCCAUUUUCUGCCUCAUGAUAGCUGAAGGGACUCGACAUCUAUUCCAUCAAGCAAUCCUUCAAAGCGCUCCACUAGGAGUAAGAAUGAUGGAUCGCGAACAAAUGAUACAAGCCCUCGGCGCUUUGGGUCAUCAUCGACUUGCAUCUUCUGAAGCACCCAGGACCACCGAUGAGAUGCUCUGUCUGCAGGUAGAGCUACUUAUGGAGGCCAAGAAACAUCCCUCUGGAUUAAUGGCUUUUGGGCCUUCCCUGGGUCAUGCACCUCUUCCACCGCUUUCAGAGGUUUCUCACAAGGUCCAGCAGGCAGCAAAACAGAUCAAUCUAUUCAUCGGUUACACAACACAUGAAGGCGCACCCUUCGCAAGAAUGAACGAUACCUUGCGGUCUUAUUUUGAUUUGCCACUUAUUGGAUGGCUUAUCGAGCGACUUAUGAACUCCCUUUCCUAUUGGGUACCUGGACAGACUGGGCAAAAGCCCCCAUGCUACACGGACCGGAAUCGAGAGUUGUACUUCACAGUUUAG
Molecule: messenger RNA, 921 nt
Organism: Fusarium tjaetaba
Lineage: Eukaryota; Fungi; Ascomycota; Sordariomycetes; Hypocreales; Nectriaceae
Product: para-nitrobenzyl esterase
Exons: 2
Coding region: 1-921 (306 amino acids)
Source: RefSeq, a predicted model, not a curated record